Prinia subflava (tawny-flanked prinia) is the source of this 2580-nucleotide messenger RNA. RefSeq names its product serpin family B member 5 (gene SERPINB5). Gene Ontology annotation, molecular function: serine-type endopeptidase inhibitor activity. The coding region runs from base 117 to 1271 and encodes 384 amino acids. Lineage: Eukaryota; Metazoa; Chordata; Aves; Passeriformes; Cisticolidae. The record is from RefSeq and is a predicted model, not a curated record. The transcript has 7 exons. Gene Ontology annotation, biological process: negative regulation of endopeptidase activity.
CAACCACUCAUGCCUGCAGCACAAGCACAGUAUCUAUGAUUCUCCUCCACCGUGACAGCUGAGGGGUGGCUGAGGAUGACUAAUGUUACCAUCAGGGUGAGAUUGGCAUCAGCUAAAUGACACGAGAGCCAUGCAGGAUGACAAUGGAUGCUCUGCAACUAGCUAACACUGCCUUUGCAGUUGAUAUGUUCAAAAAGCUGUGUGAGAAGGACAAAACAGCCAACAUUAUUUUUUCCCCACUGUGUACCUCAACGUCUCUGGCUCUGGCAUACAAAGCUACGAAAGGUGAUACUGCAGACCAGAUGAAACAGGUGCUCCAUUUACAAGAUGUCAAAGAUGUUUCUUUUGGGUUUCAAACAAUAACUUCAGAUGUUUCCAAACUCAGCUCUUUCUUUGCACUGAAAAUGGUCAAACGGCUCUUUGUAGACAAGUCCCUCAAUCCUACCACAGACUUUGUCAAUUCCACAAAGAGACCUUUUCCAUCUGAACUGGAAUUAGUGGAGUUCAAAGAAAAAACUGAGGAAACGCGAGAAAAGAUCAACAAAUCCCUUUCAGAGCUGACUGAUGGGAAAAUGGAGAAUGUUUUGAAAGAGGAUAGUGUAAGUGACCAGACUCAGAUCCUUCUUGUUAACGCAGCUUAUUUUGUCACAAACUGGAUGAAGAAGUUCCCAGAGGCAGAGAUCAAAGAAUGUCCUUUUAAAGUCAACAAGACUGAAACUAAACCAGUGCAGAUGAUGAAUCUGGAGGCUACUUUUUGCCUGGGCUAUGUGAAAGAUUUAAACGUUGCCAUCCUUGAGCUCCCAUGCCUUAACAAACAUAUAAGCAUGCUCAUUCUCCUGCCCAAAGAGAUUGAAGAUGAGACCACUGGCUUGGAGAAGCUGGAAAAGGCACUGACCCCUGAGACAUUAUUACAGUGGACGAAUCCCAGCAUGAUGGCCAACACUAAAGUGAAUGUAUUUCUUCCAAAGUUUAGUGUGGAAGGUGACUAUGACCUGAAGCCACUUCUGGAAAGCCUGGGAAUGACAAAUAUCUUCAACGAAAGUGCAUCAGAUUUCUCUGAGAUGUGUGAGACAAAAGGUGUGGUUGUGUCAAAGAUCAUCCAUAAAGUCUCCUUGGAAGUAAAUGAACAAGGUGGCGACUCCCGAGAGGUACCAGGAUAUCGGAUUCUGCAGCACAAAGAUGAAUUUAAAGCUGAUCAUCCAUUUAUCUUUUUGUUUAGACACAACAAAACUCGCAAUGUGAUUCUUUCAGGCCGAUUCUGUUCUCCUUAAGCGAGGCAUGUUCAUUACAAAAGAGCACAAUUACAUUUGUGGUGGUGCACGCUCCUGUAAAGCUUUUCUUCCUGACUAUCACCUUGGAAAGGAAAUCUUAGAGGUUCAUAUAUUGGCUGAGUAAAACAAUGUACUCUACAUAUGCAGCAGAACUAGUUUCUCUCCUUUUGUUUCCUCCCCUUUGGCGGAAUAGUUUCCACUGUGAAGAACACAUUGUAUUUUAUUGAGAAGUAUCCCAGCUUCAGCAACAAGAACAUUUGGUUCCUCUGUGAUACUUUUUUCCCCAAAUGAACUGAACUGACAGCCUGAUUUAAGAUAGCCCAGGAGCUGGAAAGGGCUCUAGGAGGAAGACCUGCAUUCCUGCUCUCUAGUGAAACCUCUCUCCCUCGUGACUCACACUCCCUGGAUUCCUAAUGCCCAAAAGGGGAAAUGUGGACACACGGUAUAGCUCUCUGCCUGUACCUGGCCACACUCUGGUGGUCCAGGGUGCCCUACCAGACCCUGCAGCACCCAGUGAAGCAGUGCACAAGUUCUGCAGCAUAGCUACAACAGUUCAGGCUGGCACCAAAAUUUGCAUCUGUGAAAGAGCAGCUGCACUGAGGCCUAUGGACACCAGAGGCAAAAAUCAAGGGGACAGUAUGUGUCCCCAGAAGACUCUUCAGCAUGAAGUUCUAGACUGGGGAGGUUGAACUCUGCUGUGUGGCCUUCUUUGACUCAUUCCCUUCAGACAUGGAAGAUGGGACAAGUUCACUGCAGCUACGAGGAACCUUGUUGUAUAUAUCCCAAGGAAAAGAACAUUAUGCAAAUCAAGGAUAGAAGACAGUUGGAUUAAUACUGGAAGUGCUACACUUUCCAUGCACAGAUUAUCUGCCAUUUCCAGCUCUGGAUUUAGCAUUAAGGAAACUCCUUACAGUUACUUAAUGUCUAAAGCACAAGAAAGAAAUAAGGACUUCAACUUCAGAGAAAUUAACAUUGUAAUUACUAGUCUUCAAAUUCCACAUGAGAUUAUGGUAAUCAGAUUUAAUUUCUAUCUAAAGACUGCCUGCUGCAUAUGUUCAGUACUCAUUUGCCUAAUUACUGUUCAGAAUAAAGCACUAUAAAACCUGUGUCAAAUGUACAAUACCUCUAGCAUCAGUCUCUGUGUUCACUGACUGUGUCAGUGUUCAUGCCUGACUUUCAGUAAAUUAUAAGAAUUGAAAUAAGCAGAUUCACUUAGGCCACAAAGUCAAAAUAACAAAAAAAAGGAACUAAGUGAAUGUUUGGAUCUCCCUUCUGUGCCACAUGAUGAUAGUUCCCAGUAAGGACUAUG